AUGCGAACAGAAGAUCCACGAUACCUUCAACUUCUCGAACGACUUCGUCAUGGACAAUGUACUUAUGACGAUUAUAAAUUAUUACUAACACGAGUUGUUGGACAACCAUCAGUAGGAUCUUUACGCGAUUCGCCUUGGAAUAAACGACGCAAAUGGGACAAUAACCCAUGGUAUGUGUCGCUCAAGACACUUGCGAAGGAAAAAUCAAUUGAUGAUCCAACACUCAUUAAAAAAUUAUUAGAAUUAUCCGAUAGUAAAGCGGAACAUUUACCAGGUCUUUUACCUUUUGUUCCUGGAAUGUCCGUUAUUUUAACACAAAAUAUUGCUAUUGAACUUGGUCUUAUUAACGGAAUGAAUGGAAUCUUUCGACAACUUGUCUAUGAAGAAGAUUCUGUGUCAACAAAUGUUCUUUCCGAAACAUUUCCCAACAAUACAAGAUAUAUUCAUAAACGUUUAUAUGCUUUGAUUGAAAUUAUCAAAUCAAAAAUCGAAUGUAACCUCGAACAACUUCAACCAAACAUCAUUCCAAUACCUGUAAUGGAAGAAACAUUCCGGAUUGAUAUUGCUGAUGUAUUACCAAAAAAGAAGAGAUCAAAAUCAAAUCAAAAAGCAAUUUUAUCAAUAAAGCGACGCCCAUUACCACUCGUACCUGCUUAUUCUAUUACGACAUAUAAAAGUCAAGGCCAAACUUUAAAUAAUGUUGUAAUUGAUUUAAAACUACCAAAUGAAACUGACGAUAUCGGCGCAAUUUACAUACCUUUAUCACGUGUGAAACGUUUGACUGAUUUGAUCAUCCUGGGACAUUUUGAUUACAAGGUUUUAUUAAGGAAACUAAAACAAACUUUUCGCAUUAAUAUUGCCGAUGUUCUACCAAAAGAUAAGAAACCAAAAUCAAAUCAGAAGACAAUUUUAUCGAUUAAGCGACGUGCAUUACCACCUGUACUUGCGUAUUGUAUUAUAACACAUAAAAGCCAAGGUCAAACUUUAAAUAAUGUUGUAAUUGAUUUGAAGUUACCAAAUGAAACUGAUGACAUUGCUGCAAUUUAUGUACCUUUGUCACGUGUGAAACGCUUGGCUGAUUUGAUUAUUUUAAGAUAUUUUGAUUACAAAAUUUUAUUAAUGAAACCAAGUAAAUCUCAACUCGCCGAAAUAGAAAGACAAGAUAAACUAUAUUUAGAAACGCAAAUGCGUUUUUCUGAAUGGUUCUAA
Molecule: messenger RNA, 1209 nt
Organism: Rotaria sp. Silwood2
Lineage: Eukaryota; Metazoa; Rotifera; Eurotatoria; Philodinida; Philodinidae
Source: the annotation of a GenBank genome assembly